Messenger RNA from Scatophagus argus, 663 nucleotides. Its product is annotated as leukocyte cell-derived chemotaxin-2-like. The transcript is spliced from 4 exons. NCBI's taxonomy places the organism in Eukaryota, Metazoa, Chordata, Actinopteri, Scatophagidae. The record is from RefSeq and is a predicted model, not a curated record. Bases 132 to 590 code for a protein of 152 amino acids.
UGUAGGUGCUUCUCCUUUCAGUCACACUGUGGACUUCAGACUGUGACCUCUGAGCUGCUCCUAUAAAGAGUGUAAAGAAUCAGUGUGAGCAUGAGAAGCUCUUCUUCUGGAUCAGAGUCAGACUUUCCAACAUGAGACCUGCUGUCGUCGUUCUGCUGGCUGUGGUGUGUGUGUGUGAUGGUGUGAAGUUCGGUCAGCUCUGCAGUGGAAACUCAGCCAACAGCAGGAGGACGUCGGACAGCUGCGGGCAGGGACACUACGGAGCCAGACGGGGCAACAGAGACCACAAUGGUCUGGACAUCGUGUGCAGGGACGGCUCUGUGGUCUACGCUCCGUUUGAUGUGACGCUCCAUGGAAACGUCAUCGUCUACACUGACCCCAGGAAGGCGGCCAUCAACAACGGCAUCAACCUGAGAGGAGAGGGUCUGUGUUUCAAGUUGUUCUACGUUCAGCCUGAUAAAACAUCUGGAUCAGUGAGGAAGGGCAAGAGGCUCGGCGUCAUGCUGCCCAUGCAGACUGUUUACCCAGGAAUCACCUCACACGUCCACGUCCAGAUGUGUGACAGGAGCGACCCCACACAGUACUUCUGACCGCCAGCGAGGACUUCUGUCACCCUUCUCAACACCAAAACUUUCUUAAACUAAUAAACAAAUAAAACGUUAA